This is a messenger RNA of Dipodomys ordii (Ord's kangaroo rat), 3219 nucleotides long. RefSeq names its product BCL2/adenovirus E1B 19kDa interacting protein 2 (gene Bnip2). The record is from RefSeq and is a predicted model, not a curated record. Gene Ontology annotation, cellular component: cytoplasm. The coding region runs from base 142 to 945 and encodes 267 amino acids. Lineage: Eukaryota; Metazoa; Chordata; Mammalia; Rodentia; Heteromyidae. The transcript has 10 exons. Gene Ontology annotation, biological process: apoptotic process.
GCCACCUUCUGCGACCUGGCCGUCAGCCCCACGUCGCCGGCCUGGAGGGGCGAAGAGGACGAGGGGGCCCCGGCUGCCUCCGGGAAUAUUGGCUCUCUGAAUUAUCAGGAGUUGGAAGUUGACAUUGAAUCUAGGUUGAGGAUGGAAGGUGUAGAAUUGAAAGAAGAAUGGCAAGAUGAAGAUUUUCCAAUCCCUUUACCAGAAGACGAUAGUAUUGAAGCAGAUAUACUAGGUGUAACUGGACCAGAGAGCCAGCCUGGCUCCCCAGAAGUUAAUGGAAAUAAAGUGAGAAAGAAACUAACUGCUCCAGACAUUAGCCUAACACUGGAUCCUAGUGAUGGUUCUGUGUUGUCAGAUGACUUGGAUGAAAGUGGGGAGAUUGACUUAGAUGGUUUAGACACCCCAUCUGAAAACAGUAAUGAGUUUGAGUGGGAAGGAUAUUAUGGAGAUGGGUUAAAUGCCAUUGUUGUGUUUGCUGUCUGUUUUAUGCCUGAAAGUGGCCAGCCUAACUAUAGAUACCUGAUGGAUAAUCUCUUUAAAUAUGUUAUUGGCACUUUGGAGCUGUUAGUAGCAGAAAACUACAUGAUAGUCUAUUUAAAUGGUGCAACAACUCGAAGAAAAAUGCCCAGUCUGGGAUGGCUCAGGAAAUGCUAUCAACAAAUUGAUAGACGGUUACGGAAAAACCUAAAAUCCCUAAUUAUUGUACAUCCCUCCUGGUUUAUCAGGACACUUCUGGCUGUUACAAGACCAUUUAUUAGCUCAAAAUUCAGCCAAAAAAUUAGAUAUGUCUUUAAUUUGGCAGAACUAGCGGAGCUUGUUCCCAUGGAAUAUGUUGGCAUACCAGAAUGCAUAAAACAGUAUGAAGAAGAAAAGUUUAAAAAGAAACAAAAAAGAGUUGAUAAAGAACUUAAUGGAAAACAAGAUGAACCGAAGAGUGAACAGUAAGUUUGGCAUCUAGUCCAGACAGAAGUGAAGAAUGUGCUGAUGAAGCAGUGCUCUUUUUGCUUUUAUUUUUAUGUAAUCUGUUACAAAAUUGACCUGACUUUUUCUUAAUGGACUUUUUGUACAAGGAACUGUUCACUGCUGUACUGGUUUGCAAAUGUCUUGAAUUUUACUCUUUAAUAAUCAUUUUAUACUUUAUAUUGCUAAAUAGCAGAGAACUACACUUUAUAUAAAGCAAUUUUUGCAUUUGUUUAUUGAAUGAUGGAUACAUCUUCAGUACAAUAUUUAUAUGCAUAAAUGGCAAAGGAAAGAAAUAAUAUAUAUUUUUAUGUCUUGAGCAAUAUUUUUAAUGUAUACUUACCUUGUAGAAGAAUGUGCAGGCAAAUGUGUUAGAAUUUUUGUUUUUGUAAAUGGUUGAAUACAUUUCCUGAGUGACUUAGAAAAUUAAGUUGCUCCAAGGGAUAAACAGAUUCUCAUGAAUACCCAAAGAUCAUGUACAUAGUAUAAGUAGAUUAAUACCAUCCCAAGUGUUUUUUUCACUUUAGCAUAUAUUGUUCCUUAAUUCAGAAGUGCAAAUAUAAAUGCAUUGCACGCUUUCUCCUUUUUUUAAAGACAAGUCAAAAAGCCAUUUUUAGAACUAGAAAUUUUAAAGAGGCUUAGGAAUUAUAUAUAUGUAUAUAUGGCAUAUUUUAUCUUCUGGCCCAAAGUCAGAACUGUUUAAAAGAAAAUCUUUGAUAUGUUCACUAAUGUGAAAUGAGUUUGUGUGUCCAGGGUUUCAUGCCCAUGAAUGUGUGAGUGCUAUGUGGCAUUGCAGAGAAUAUGAUGAGUGUUCACUGUCACAACUUGCCUGUAGAAAGCGGACUAGCUUUUGAAACUGCUCUCACUGUGGGCACUUUUACCAAAAUACUUCUAUGUCACUUAUUUGAACUCAGUACUCUGACCUAGUCACAUAAGGUGUGUUUCAAGUUUCUGUGGAAUUCUGUUUGACAAUACUAUAAGUUAGAUUAAGUUUGCAAGUCAUAGAGCACCAUUGCAUUGUGCUGUUUGGGACAUUUAAUAGAAACAUGAAAAAUUUGUUCUACAUUGAAAUAAAUUUUAUUUGUGACUGCAAACAAAGCUUAGUUACAUAUAAUAAUUGUAUUACAACAAACUGGCAAACGAUGUCAUAUAGUAAGUGUUAUUUAGUAAGCUUAAUAUCCUCUGUAUUUGAAGGUCACACUGUCCGGCCCUUCACAUAAAGCUCUUUUUUCAAGAGCAUUAGUUAGUAAAAUUGAAGCAGAUGUAAACUAAGCUUGUAAGAUUAUCUCCUGCAAGAACACAGGUGUCUUUUACUAUGUUUAAUUUUUGUUCUUUAGUACAAAGUUUCUGUUACAAAAAGGAAUUUCUUUUUUUCUUUUUGAGAGAUGCUAGAGGAUUCUGGGGAUUCCCUACGUAGCCCCUUGACCUUGAUCCAACAUGUCUAUCCUGUACUAAGUCACUACGGUGAAUUAAGCCAAAGCCUGGUUACUUGUUGAAACCUUAGAAAUACUUUGUGCUGAAAAAGUAACUUAAUAGUAACUACCUAGGCAUUCCUUUUCAAUUUUUACUACAUGAGGAUUAUGAAUUAAGAUCAUGUCUGGUUUCAUUGUAAUUUGCAUACUGUAUCUGGAGGACAUUUCAAGCUGUAGCUCAUCUGUAUGUCUUUAUCAUCUCAAAAUGGACUGAGCUUUUGGGUAGGUGAUUUUCCACCACAAUAAGUACUUGGCUCUUCAAUUUCAAAAACAGAAGAAUAACUUCAACUCUUUAUUGUGUUUAUUGACUUUUGCUUUUGCAUUCAGUGUUCCUAACUUACAGAAACAACUUUCAAAGGUGAUAUUUUUCUAACAUUUCAAAUAUUAGAAGUAAGCCAUGUUCUGUCAGAGUAUUAAAAUUCAAAGUGAACAGCUAGACAUGGUGGUCCAAACCUAUAAACCCAGCUCUCAGAAAUCUGAAUCAGGAGCUUGGUAAAUUCAAAGCCAGCCUGGGUUACAGUGCAGGACCCUGUCUCAAAAGGAAAGAAAAGCCUCCAAAGGGAACACUGGUAACACUUGAAUUAUAAUGAUGGAGACAUGUUGUGAAUCACAGCCUUGAAAGGAGAACUGCUUUAACUUCUACCUUAAUGGAAUGUGCCCACAAUAAAUAUUUCACUUCUAUAAAAUAUUUAGAAGUAUUUAAGUUUAUUUGUACUUUGUAACAUUUCCCUGUAUUAUCUGAUGUUACUUACUAUUACUGACUGAAAUGAAAGCACUUGUAAUUGUA